GGUUUUUUCUUCGGUUCUAAACAGUUAGUUAACAGUAUAUACAUGUUCUCAAAUUCCCUCUCGUUAAUAUUGGCAUUUGUCUUAUUUGUUGCGAUUCUACCAACCUGAACUCCUAAUCCACCAACUUUCUUCUUUAGAAAACUUUUAAACUGUGUUAUUGCUAUUUGGCUUGGCUAUAUCUCUAUGCCACUAGUCAAAGACCUAUUCUAACCUCUCUUCUCUCUCUAAACACAGUUCUGAGAUUCAUACUCAUCUGCUUCUUGGUUUCUAAUUCCACAGAUUACAGUCAUCCUAGAAGGUUCAACAAGAUUACAUCACUGAACAACUCUGCCUGCUGUACUAUUUCUCAAGGCGAAUCAUGUCAUUAGUUAGGUCUGCUGAUGUAGCUCCCACACCGUAUAAAAAUGCCAAGUUCUUCUCACUAAAGGGAACCGAUGUUAGACCAGGCUUGUCCUCUCAAAUUUUUGGUCCUGAUAAGCAUAGGAGCAUUUACAUCACAGAUUCUUACUCCAGCGAGAGUUAUGAGAAGUACUUCCAUGACUCUCAAACAGAAGAACUGAUAGAACCAUCGAACUCCAGCAUCUCUGGAAGUUCAAUCCCCCCUGAUGUAGCCUCUUCUUACCAGCUUACAGCCAGUUCAGAAGCUUCUGUGGUUGCCAAUAACCCAUUUGAUUGUUCUUUCAUGUCCACAGUGACACACGAUGUUUAUGAGGCAAACUUUGGAUCAGAUUUGAUGGAGAAUGGAAUCCUCGAUUCCCGUGAAAAUGAUGGUCUAAUGAGUUUAAAACUACAAGCAUUGGAGAGGGCAUUGCUUGAUGAUAGUGAGGCUGAGGAGGAAGACAUAUUUGAGGCUGUUCAAAGCAUGGAAAUUGAUCCAGACAUUGCUGAGUGGGAUUCCAUGCAGGAUAUGGUCCUCCAUGAUUCACCAAAGGAGUACUCUUCUUCAGACUCCAGCAUCAGCAGCAUCAGCAGCACCAAAGAAAUAUCACAAAUUUCUCACACCCCAAAACAGCUGCUUUAUGAAUGUGCUAUUGCACUUUCAGAAGGAAACGAAGAGGAAGGAUCAUCCAUGAUAAACAAUCUCAGACAGAUGGUGUCAAUUCAAGGAGAGCCUUCUCAAAGAAUCGCCGCCUAUAUGGUUGAGGGGCUUGCAGCUCGCCUAGCGGAAUCUGGCAAAAGUAUUUACAAAGCUCUGAGAUGCAAGGAGCCACCUUCUUCAGAUCGUCUAGCAGCCAUGCAGAUACUGUUUGAGGUUUGCCCAUGUUUCAAAUUUGGGUUUAUUGCUGCUAACAAUGCAAUCACAGAAGCAGUGAAAGAUGACAUGAACAUUCAUAUCAUAGACUUUGACAUCAACCAAGGAAGCCAGUACAUUAAUCUAAUCCAAACACUUGCUUCAAGGUCAAGUAAGCCACAUGUUAGAUUGACAGGGGUUGAUGAUCCAGAGUCUGUGCAGAGAACUGUUGGAGGUCUCAAGAACAUAGGACAAAGACUAGAAAAACUGGCAGAGGCACUUGGUUUACCAUUUGAGUUCCGAGCAGUGGCAUCAAGGACUUCCAUUGUGACCCCAUCAAUGCUCAACUGUAGUCCUGGUGAAGCACUUGUGGUGAACUUUGCAUUCCAGCUUCAUCACAUGCCUGAUGAGAGUGUUUCAACCGUGAACGAACGGGACCAGCUUCUUCGGUUGGUGAAGAGCUUGAAUCCAAAGCUUGUGACAGUUGUGGAGCAAGAUGUGAACACAAACACCACCCCCUUCUUGCCUAGAUUUGUUGAAGCCUACAAUUACUACUCUGCUGUGUUUGAGUCGCUUGAUGUUACUCUUCCAAGAGAAAGCCAGGACAGGAUGAAUGUUGAAAGACAGUGCUUGGCCAGAGACAUUGUCAACGUUGUUGCAUGUGAGGGCGAGGAUAGGAUAGAACGGUACGAAGUGGCAGGAAAAUGGCGAGCGAGGAUCACAAUGGCUGGCUUCACUUCAUCUCCAAUGAGCACAAAUGUUACUGAUGAAAUCCGAAACCUCAUUAAGGUGAUGUAUUGUGACAGGUACAAGAUAAAGGAGGAAAUGGAUGCUCUUCACUUUGGUUGGGAAGACAAAAACUUGAUCGUUGCUUCGGCAUGGAAGUUACCAAGAUAAUGAACUAUGUUAGUAGACACACUUAUUCUAGUACUGGUAAUGUAGUGUUUGCUUGCUUGUGUAGUGUGUAGAAUACUUCUGAUGUUUCUAUUCUACUCUUUGCUUGCUUCUCCACUUGUACACUAACUUACAAUCUUAAUCUAAUAACGAAAAUUUCAUUUUAUCUAA
Molecule: messenger RNA, 2296 nt
Organism: Vigna unguiculata (cowpea)
Lineage: Eukaryota; Viridiplantae; Streptophyta; Magnoliopsida; Fabales; Fabaceae
Product: scarecrow-like protein 1 pseudogene
Source: RefSeq, a predicted model, not a curated record